AAUUGAUAGGGGCGUCGAUUUCCCUUUUGCACCAUCACCCACCACUCAACCCCCACCCACCCGAUCAUCCAUCUCCCUCCUCCCGGCCGGUGGCUGCCUCAAGCUGUCAGGGAAGCGGGCUAUAAAACAGAAAGGGACGGGACUGAGAGGAGGGAGGCUGCUGGUACUGAGGAAACACAAACGGAACAGCUGGCUCUGUGUCUGGAGGAUUUUUAAACACAGGGGACUUUCCAGCCAAUGACAGCGGACUCUGGGAUUUACGGAGGAAACUUUUGGACUUGAGUUGUCGCUUCAAGUCGACGCUGGGUGACUGAAGUCCGCGGAAUUGGAGCUUUGAGGGAGAACAUUUUGCGGAGAGUUUGAACAGAGAGAGAGAGAGAGAGAGAGGGAGGUUUUGGGAUGCUGGUUCCCCGCGCGCUCCGCUCCUUGCUGUGCGUCCUGAGCUGCGCGUGGCUGCACUCCGGAGCGGCCUCGCGGCUCAAGUCUCCCGCGCUGCCCAUCCAGUCCGAGAGAGAGCCGCUGCCCUCCAAAGGCCUGGCAGGAUGCUCAUUCGGAGGACGCUUCUACUCUCUGGAGGACACAUGGCACCCAGACCUGGGAGAGCCGUUUGGUGUCAUGCACUGUGUCCAGUGUCUCUGCGAGCCCCAAAAGACCCGCCGCAGCAAAGUGUUUGGAAAAGUAAACUGUAAGAACAUCAAGCAGGACUGUCCAGACCUGGACUGUGAUGAUCCCGUCCUGCUGCCCGGGCACUGCUGUAAAACCUGCCCCAAAGGUGAUGGCGACAUGAAACACACGGACUCUGUGCUGGACAGCUUCGAGUAUUUCCACGAGAAGGGCAAAGAGAAGGAGGGCGACCUCCAUAAAUCGUACAACGACAGAUCCUACCUGAGCUCAGAGGAGACGAGCCUCGGUGAGAGCCGCACAGACUUUGUAGCGGUGUUGACAGGAGUCGCCGACUCAUGGCUCCCCAGCUCCGGCGGCGUUGCCAGAGCUCGAUUCUCUCUGACAAGAACUAGCCUGGCCUUCUCCAUCACGUUCCAGAAAAUGAGCCGCCCCAAUAAAAUCGUCUUCCUGGAUUCAGAAGGCACCACUACUUUCGAGUACAGAGUCCCCAAGGGAGAGACCGACAUGAUCUGUGGCGUGUGGAAGAACCUGGCGAAGCCUCUCCUGCGGCAGCUGCAGUCUGAGCAGAUGCGCAUCAGCAUGAGCACGUCGCCGAGCCGACGAGAGGAAGUGGAGGGAAAGAUCAUCAAACACAGAGCGCUGUUUGCUGAGACGUUCAGCUCCACUCUGACGUCGCAGGAGGAGGAGAACUCGGGCAUGGGCGGCAUCGCCAUGUUAACGCUGAGCGACACGGAGAACAACCUGCACUUCAUCCUCAUCCUGCAGGGCCUCGUCAGACACACAGAGAGCGAGCCUCUCCUGGUUCCCAUCCGAGUCCAGCUUGUGUACCGACAGCACGUCCUGAGAGAGAUCCGAGCCAACAUCACGUCACAUGAUCCAGACUUUGCCGAGGUGCUGACAGACCUGAAUAGCCGUGAACUGUUUUGGUUAUCUCGCGGCCAGCUGAUCGCUGUGGCAACAGAGGGUCCAGAUCCGCGGCAGAUCUCUGGUUUCAUCAGCGGCAGGAAAUCGUGUGACACCAUACAGAGCGUGAUGUCCAGCGGGGACGCGUUGACCCCGGGGAAGACGGGAGGAGUGGGAUCUGCGAUCUUCAGCCUCCAUGAUAACGGCACGCUCGACUACCAGGUUCAAGUCGCAGGCCUCACCAGCGAAUUUUUGGGCCUCACCAUCGAGCUGAAGCCAAGGCGUCGAAACAAGCGCACCGUGCUGUACGACCUGACGCCUGAGUACAACAAGGCCACAGGCCAGGCUCAGGGCAGCUGGAGCCGUCUGGAGGCUCGACACAUCCACAUGCUGCUGCAGAACGAACUGUUCAUCAACGUGGCCACGGCACACAGCCAGGACGGCGAGCUAAGGGGGCAGAUUAAAGCCAUGCUGUACAGCGGCCUGGAGGCACCCAGACACGAGCUUCCCACUCUCCUCGCCGGUUACUUUGUGUCUCCAGCUGUAAGAUCGGGCGCUUCUGGCCACGCCUGGGUCUCAGUGGACAAACAGUGUCACCUGCACUAUGAGAUCGUCGUCUCGGGCCUCAGCAAGGCCGACGAUCUCACUGUGAACGCCCACCUGCACGGACUGGCUGAGAUCGGAGAAAUAGACGACAGCAGCACCUCACACAAGAGGCUGCUGACAGGAUUUUACGGCUCACAGGCUCAGGGAGUGUUAAAGGACAUCAGUGAUGAAUUACUGCAACACCUGAACCAAGGAACAGCCUUCAUCCAGGUCAGCACCAAGAUGAACCCGCGAGGAGAAAUUCGAGGACGGGUCCACGUGCCAAACAACUGUGAGUUCGGGACCAGGGCGACGGAGGAGGCAGAGUUUGACGACCUCUUUGUGAAGGAUCCUGAGGAGCUGAGGAAAGACCCCCACACCUGCUUCUUUGAGAACCAGCACCACGCUCACGGCUCCCAUUGGACCCCAAACUAUGACAAGUGUUUCUCCUGCAGCUGCCAGAAGCGGACUGUGAUCUGUGAUCCCGUCAUCUGUCCCGUCCUGACCUGCACCAGAACCAUCCAGCCUGAGGACAAGUGCUGCCCCAUCUGUGACGAGAGGAAGGAGCCCAAGGACAUGAAAGCUCCAGAGAGGAUAGAGGAAAAUCCUGAGGGUUGUUACUUUGAAGGCGACCAGAAGAUGCACGCUCCAGGCACCACGUGGCAUCCCUUCGUUCCUCCCUUUGGCUACAUCAAAUGUGCCGUCUGCACCUGCAAGGGGUCUUCAGGGGAGGUUCACUGCGAGAAGGUGACGUGUCCGGUGUUGACCUGCACUCAUCCCGUCAGACGUAAUCCCUCCGACUGCUGUAAGGAGUGUCCCGAGGAGGAGAAGACUCCUGCAGGUCUGGAGCACAGCGACAUGAUGCAGGCAGAUGGACCCAGGCACUGCAAGUUCGGCAAAAAUUAUUACCAGAACAGCGACAACUGGCAUCCCUGGGUCCCACUGGUCGGGGAGAUGAAAUGCAUCAACUGCUGGUGUGAUCACGGUGUGACUAAAUGUCAGAGGAAGCAAUGUCCGGUCCUGACCUGCAGCAACAUCACCCGCAGAGAGGGCGCCUGCUGCCCCGACUGUCUCGACUCCAAAGAAGAAGACGACCAGACGAUGAAAGCUCCAGACAAAAGACGAAGCUUGAGACACUGAUCUAUGGGGACCCACACUCACAAACCCAAACCCUCCUGUACCCCUUUAAGCCCCUACCCCCCUCAACGGACCCAAACCCAGAGCUGCACACUGGGUCCACCCCCCUCCCCCUUCCCGCUGAGUCCAACCCACCCUGUUAUCAGCUUCAGGAUUGUAAUGAACGGAGAAAAGAGGAAUAAUAAUAAAAGGAUCAUUUUCUAAAGACUUGUUAAAGGAAGCUACGACGACGACCAAGACCAACCAGACUUCACAAACCUGCUGCCUUCUUUUUCUUGUCUUCUGCUUUUUACAUUUCUCAAUAAAAGGACACGAGAUGUGGAUAUAAAGACACAAGGGGAGAGUUCAGAGGGAUCCUUUCAGGUCGUCAAAGUUUCAGUGACAGGACUUUCUAAAGUUACUGCUGUCGCUUCACUGCUCUGACUGAAGAGAGAGAGGGAAGUGUUGCUGCAUGAAUGUGAAUUUACAAGAGUGGUUUGAUUUUCUUACCGGUAAAGAAUGAAACGUACAAGGUUUAGUUUUAGUCAAGACCACAAUAACUGAGACCAAGACCAGAGGGCACUGAGACCAGAGGACUCCGAGACCAAGACCAAGACACUUAGGGAUCGAGACUGUGUCAAGACCGAGACCAAGGCAGGGUGAGACCAAGACCAACAAUAGCCUACCUGUGGUGGUCUUGACCGGUCUUUACUUAAAUCUUGAGUCCGCCCGGUCUGAGGCCGAGUUAAAAUGAGAUGAGAGCGACGACUUCAGAACGCGGUCCUGAGACCGAUCUUGACUUCUCCCUCACUACCUCCCGGUACCUCCUGGGGUCCGUAAGAAGAGUCCUCCAAGUCCUGUUGAUGUCAUAGCUUCUCGUCUGCGCUCGUUUCUGUUUCUGUCUGGAGUUUAGUCAUAUAAGAGUUCUUACUAUUGUUGUAGUUUAUGGAUAAGGAGCUGGUUUGUAUUUUGUAUUUAUUGAAUGAUGUUGAGACAAAUAAAGAAGUUUGUUGGUUA
Messenger RNA from Labrus bergylta (ballan wrasse), 4245 nucleotides. It is a transcript of the gene chrd, whose product is annotated as chordin. NCBI's taxonomy places the organism in Eukaryota, Metazoa, Chordata, Actinopteri, Labriformes, Labridae. Gene Ontology annotation, biological process: dorsal/ventral pattern formation; negative regulation of BMP signaling pathway; multicellular organism development. The record is from RefSeq and is a predicted model, not a curated record. Gene Ontology annotation, molecular function: BMP binding.